This is a messenger RNA of Polistes dominula (European paper wasp), 1387 nucleotides long. Its product is annotated as RIB43A-like with coiled-coils protein 2. The record is from RefSeq and is a predicted model, not a curated record. Lineage: Eukaryota; Metazoa; Arthropoda; Insecta; Hymenoptera; Vespidae.
UUAUUAAACGAUACGAAUACGAUUUGGUAUCGCGUAUCGUGAUCAAACUCGCCAUGGUAACGAAAUACACCCUUUUUUAUUCUUUCUCACCCCUAUUGUUCGUACGCUUUUUCCUAGGGUUUCUGAACGCAUUCACGUUUCAACGAUCAUUCGAUAUUUUAUUUUAUAACCUGUACAUAUCUGUAAAAAAAAAAAAAUUGACAUUUUCACGAGACUUUGAUAAAAAGAACAAGAAAAAAAGAUGUUAUUAUUUCCACGUUCAACCUUGGAGGAUCGAAAAGUUGCAGCUAGUAUCGAAAGAAGACGACAAAUAGAAGAAGAUAGGAAAUUGCGAAUCUUUAACCCUCGUUUCAGAAAGAUCGGAAUCGACAAGAAUUUCUUAGAUCGUCAAGUGGAAGAAAAGAGACAGCAACGCGAGGAAGAACGUGCGAAGGAAUGCCAACUGGACGAGAGUCUUGUUCGCAGCAGUAAAAUCGCUUUGCAAUUGGAAAAGGAACAGGCAGAGGAAAGACGACGUAUAAAUGAAGAAAUUCAAGCGUUUCGUAGACUGCAUCAAAGACGUGAAGAUCGUCGUGAUUAUGAUCUUUACGAUCCGGAUUCUUUGAAGACGUCAUUACCUUGCAGAGUUGGUGAUGAUGAUCCACGUUUAGGACUAGCCUCAGCACAAAGAUUUGAAGGCGAGGAUUACAACUUUCGAGAACAGGAUCGAAUGAAAAAAGAAGAAAUGCGUUGGUGGUUCGAAAAGCAAAAGAAGGAACGUGAAAUUGCGGAAAAGGAACGAGAGGAUGCUGAGAAAGCGUACCAGGAAGCCGUUGUCUCGAGGGACAAACGUGCAGUCGAGCUGGAAAACUUGGAACGAGAAUGUCGUCGAAGGUUAAACGAGGCCACUGCGAGUUUCAACAGAGCUUUGGCGGAGGAGCAAGAACAUAGACGAGUUUGUGAAGCCGCUCAAGAUGAGGAGGACAAGAAAGCGGAAAUCUACAAUCACGUGACCGGAGAUUUCCUGACAGAAGCCCCCGAGCAAGCGGAGAGCAGCCAUGGUCCGAAGAAACCGCUUGCAUCGCGUUACAAGGGCAUGACAGCAGAUCAACUCAAGGUUUUCAGAGACGAGCAAGUCAAACAAAUGGAGGAAAUCCAGAAAAUGAAAUUGGAAGAAAAACGAAUGAACGAGGAAUGGGAUAAAUUGAUGAACGCUCACGCUGAAACUGCCAAUGCCUAUCAGCGUGAACUGGAUCGAAAGAGGACGGAACUCAAUAAAAAGAUUGCCGAGGAAAAUUUGAAACUCGCCGAACAACAAAAAUCUUAUCAACAAUAUUUGAAUCGUGUUGUUUAUAAAAAUAAACAUUCUCAAGAAUUUUUUUUACAAUUCAACAAAGGUACUCGUUAA